CAAAGUAUCCACGGCAAUUGCGAAAUUCCGAUAACCGUUAUGGCUAUAAAUUGCGUUUGAUUAUAAAACUUUUUGACAACACGAGAAUGAAUAUCAGUCACUUGAUUAUUGCGGGAAUACUGUGUGCAAUCGGAGUAUCAGAAUGCCUUGAAUGCUUCAAUUGUCGAAAUAUCGCUGACCAACAUGCAUGUACAAACACUAGUCAAUGUUCAAAUAGUGAGUCCUGUUAUUUGAAAACGCUCCACUCCGGCAAUGAAGUACGUUACGAAAUGGGCUGUCAGGACAAUCAGUUGUGCAGUUCAGCAGCUGUUGACCCCAACGGUAUAAUUGGUCGUUCCAUCCAGACCAGACAGCAGUACUCUUGUCAUGAAUGUUGCAGCAGUACCCGUUGUAAUGAACAGCUGUGUGCCCACAGAAAACCAACAUCGUGCAUCGACGACGCAACACUGGACUGCGCCCGUCUGAACUCCAUCUUUCACGUCUGUGCAGAUGUUCAUCACGCCAAAACUACUUGUCCAAAGUUUUGCGGACUCUGUCAGCUCGUUGAUGGUAAUUGGGCAGAAUGGGGGGCGUGGACAAUAUGCAGUGUUACCUGCGGCAAUGGAACGCAGUCACGCACGCGGUCAUGCACAAACCCGUCACCCACCAAUGAUGGACUCAAUUGCACGGGGUCAUCAUUUGACUCCAAAAAGUGUUCGAACCAGCUUUGCCCAGUUCAUGGAGAUUGGACAGAUUGGUCCACAUGGUCAGUUUGCUCAGUAACCUGUGAUGUGGGACUAAGAAAGAGGUCAAGAACCUGCACCAAUCCUAAACCAGAUCAAAAUGGAGACUAUUGCGUCGGAGAUUCUUUUGAGAAUACAGUUUGUCUUACAGAACCAUGCACCAGCAGAAAUGGCGGUUGGUCGACAUGGGGCUCGUGGCAAAGCUGUUCAGUGACAUGUGGAGUGGGUCUAAUGGUGCGACAAAGGAACUGUACCAACCCGAGCCCCUCGGCCUUCGGCAAGACAUGUGAAGGAACCUCUGAGACGUCCGCUGUUUGUGCCAAUACGCCAUUAAAUACAAGUAUUUUGUACAUGAUCAACGACAGCCAUCUGUGAAACUUGUAUAGCAAGAAACGUGGAAUGAUGCCACACACGCACCUGGGUUAUUUUGCAUCGAGGAAUCUACAAAAAAUCAAUUCCACUGAGACACUCACCCAAUUGCAUUUGCAAAUGGGUCCACAGACCAAGUUUAUGGCUAGAUGGGACAUAUCAUAGAUUAACUACAUCCUGAUCAACUUUUUGUGAAUGAUAUCUUUAUAUAAAUAUAUUGAAAU
This is a messenger RNA of Dreissena polymorpha, 1315 nucleotides long. Its product is annotated as thrombospondin-1-like. Bases 87 to 1097 code for a protein of 336 amino acids. NCBI's taxonomy places the organism in Eukaryota, Metazoa, Mollusca, Bivalvia, Myida, Dreissenidae. The record is from RefSeq and is a predicted model, not a curated record. The transcript is spliced from 11 exons.